AUGAUCCUCGACGGGAUCGGUCUACCUGGCCAGGUCAAUCUGAAGCAAGCCUCCGCAGUUGUGGUGGGCGCUGGAGGUCUUGGGUGUCCUGCCAUCCAAUACCUUGGCGCUGCAGGAAUAGGUCGGAUAGGAAUCGUGGACCACGAUCGCGUCGAGCUGUCUAAUCUCCAGCGCCAAAUCCUACACACCGAAGAAGCAAUCGGGAUGUACAAAGCCGAGUCUGCCUCUCUUGCCUUGAAGCGAAUCAACGCGCAGAUCCAGGUCGACGUGAUGACAAUCGCCCUCGUUCCAGAGAAUGCGCUCGAUAUCUUAAGGCCUUACGACAUUAUUUUGGACUGCACGGACAACAUACCGACGCGCUACCUUCUGUCUGACGCUGCUGUAUCGCUGGGGAAGCCACUAGUCAGUGGGGCAGCGCAGAAGUUUGAAGGGCAACUGUCUGUUUUCAAUCUUGGACCAACAGGUCCAUGUUAUCGAUGUCUGUAUCCUACACCACCUCCGAAGGAGACAGUGGGCUCGUGCGCUGAGCUGGGUAUCCUUGGAGUCGUAACGGGAAUCAUUGGCAACAUGCAAGCUCUGGAGACAAUUAAAAUCAUUCUUGGUCUCAAUGAUCAAAACCCUUCCUUAUUGUUAUUUUCUGCCCUUGGAUCGCCGCCAUUUCGCAGCAUCAAGCUACGCUCGAAGAAAACGACGUGUACUGCCUGCAGUAACCCCAGCGAGAGCCUGGCAAACGUUCCAAGUACAGAUUAUGUCCAGUUUUGUGGAGGCGCCUCUCCGGACUGGGUCGAACGAGGACUGGCUAACGGAGAGGCCGGUCACCGAGCAAAGCCAGAGGAGUUAGAAGCGGCAAUCGUGACUGGCACCCCGCGAAUAUUGGACGUUCGACCCGCAACCGAAUUCGGGAUAUGCCAACUUCCCAAUUCUCUAAAUGUUCCCUUAAAAGACCUCUUGGCUACGCCAGAGAGUUACGUUUCACCAGAACGUGAUACGUACAUCGUCUGCCGAUUAGGAAACGACUCUCAGAUCGCUGCUGAGAAGAUCAGGGAGCUUGGACGUGGCGGAAUUGUGAAAGACGUUAUUGGAGGACUCAAGGCGUGGUCAAGGGAUAUUGAUCCUGAGUUUCCCGUGUAUUGA
Molecule: messenger RNA, 1134 nt
Organism: Cyclocybe aegerita
Lineage: Eukaryota; Fungi; Basidiomycota; Agaricomycetes; Agaricales; Hemipholiotaceae
Source: the annotation of a GenBank genome assembly